CUUGUAAUCAUCCAAAAUUUUCUGGUUCUGUUUGAUAAUCGCGAUUUUUCUUCAAAUUGAAUCUGUUUAAUUGGUGUUAGAAGUCACUGUAUGGUAUGAUUUUAUAUGAUAUUCAUGACUUUAUACAGAAAUAAGUUAGAUAGAUGAUUUUUUCUAUCUAUUAGCAUCAAUUUAAUACUAAUUAACCCAUAUCCCACUAACUAUUAAUACCUAUUAUAUCUAAUAAUUAACUUAGAAUCUACCUAUUUCCUGCAUACAACCACCCAUAUAAAUUUUUUUGGUGAUGAAAAUUUUUUGAAAAAAAAAAAACUUCAACAUCACAAAUUGAAUCAAAAGAACAGUGAAAACCAUUUAUAGAUAGAUCAAAAUUCAAUACUUAUUAUAGCUACUAUGUCUGGAGAAACAUCUUUUAUGCAUUUGGUUAGACCAAAUGUUUCUGCUCCAGCUGCAUCUGCUGCCACUGGAACUGCCAAUAUCAAAAUACAUGCACCAGCUCUUUUCCAAAUCUUAGAAAUUGUAUCUAAACAAGUUCUUUCAGCUGAAAAGAGAAUCAUUGGUACUUUAGUUGGAUUAAGAUCUGAUGAUGGAUUAGAACUUGAAAUCAGAGAUGCAUUUGUGGUUCCAUGUAAUGAAACUGGAGAUUCCAUCACUAUUGAAGAUAGUGUUCAUAAAACUUUAUUCCAAUUAUAUAAAAAGGCUCAUCCAAAGGAAGCAGUGUUAGGAUGGUUUGGAAGUUCAAAUCAAAUAGAUAAUACUACUAGUUUGAUUCAUGAUUUUUAUUCCAAGGGAAGUGAUAGAGCAUUUCCUCAUGCUGCUAUUUAUUUAAAUGUUGAAUAUUUAACAGCUGAUAAUCAAAUAACUGUACCAAAAUUAUCAACUUAUAUUGGUGCAGCAGUUGGUAAACCAGCUGCCAAUACUCAAAUUGGUUGGAAAACCACUACUGUUAAUAAUUCCUAUAUUUUCACUCCAAUUCCAAAUCAAGUUGUUAAUGGAUCAAUUACGGAAAAGAUUGCCUUUAAUAUUUUAAAAGAAAAAUCAGUUAAUACUCCAUCUACAAGUUUAGAAUCUGAUUUAUCAUAUUUAUCAAAACAAUUACAAGUGGUUGAUACUAACAUUGAUAAUAUAUUACAUUAUAUUGAAUCGAAAGGUUUAGAAACCAAUCAUAAUUCUGAUAAAGAUAUUGAUUUAUUAAGAUUAUUAAGUAAUAAUUUAUUGAAUAGACCUCAACAAUUAAGUAAUAGUGAAGAAUUAAAGAAUUUAUUCAGUGCUCAUAAUCAAGAUGUGAUUAUGAUUGAAUAUUUAACUAAAGCUGUUAAAGAUCAAAUUGAAUUAAGUGCAAGAUUAACUGCCAGUGCUGAUGCUGAAAAGAAAGUUUAAUCUCAUUUAAGACAUUAUUCAUGCAUAUCCCAUCCAACAAUCAACAAAUCAUCAUAACGUUAAUUCAUUUAUCAUUAUUAUAUACAUUUCCAACCUAAUCAAUCUGUGUAAAGUAGUUUUUUUGUUAUUAUAAAUGAUUUUCAGGUGCAAAAAUAUUUCAUACUAAAUACAUGUAUAUAGAUGGAGAUUGUACCUUGAAGUAUUAUAAUAAUACCUUUAGAAAGUAAUACAAGUAUUAUUUCGAUAAGUAGUGUGUGUACCUGUAGAGUAGUGUACUUGUCUCUAACUUAUAUCUUGACCCGUAUGGUCACACUAGGAAUAUCCAUCCACAGUUACAGUAAAUAUUUCGCAGUAGUUAGUUAAAGGUGAAAUUUUAAACAAAAGACGACAGAGAGAGCCUCAUCUCAUGAGGGUUACAAAACUAAAAAAAGAAAAUCCCAAAAAAAAUUUUAACAGACAAACCGUUUACAUAGAUA
Molecule: messenger RNA, 1853 nt
Organism: Scheffersomyces coipomensis
Lineage: Eukaryota; Fungi; Ascomycota; Pichiomycetes; Serinales; Debaryomycetaceae
Exons: 1
Coding region: 391-1377 (328 amino acids)
Biological process (GO): translational initiation
Cellular component (GO): eukaryotic translation initiation factor 3 complex, eIF3m
Molecular function (GO): metallopeptidase activity; translation initiation factor activity; translation initiation factor binding
Source: RefSeq, a predicted model, not a curated record